AUGGAGAUGCCGUCCAUCGACGAGGACCGGCCGUCGGCGGCGGGGGCCGUCUUCAAGCGGCGGGCGCCCCGGAGCCGGCGCAAGAAGCGCCACAACAUGAAAAAGGACGUGAGCUGGCGGGACCUCAAGGGCCUCACCUUCGAGGAGAUCGAGUGCCUCGAGGCCGAGGAGGAGGCGCGCACCCGGGCGGCGGCGCAGCAGCUCGACUCCUUCGGCGAGGUCGGCGACGACGGCGCGGCCGCGACCCCUCGGUGCUGCGCGUGCCUCCGGGGCGACGCCGCGGCGCCCGCGGGCGCCGCCGCGGCGCCGAAGCCCGCCGGCGGCGACGUCGAGGCCGCCGCGUCGACGCCGAAGACGAAGAGCGACGCCGAGGCCUACCUCGACGAGUUCGAGGGCGGCGGCGGCGGCGAGCCCCGGGAGGAGACGUGGUCCGAGGACGACGACGACGACUACUCCUCCUCCGAGAGCGACGACGACGACGACGGCGACGACGACCACGACGCGUCGCGCCACACGGCCGGCGAGUGGUGGAGCGUCGCCAUCGGGGGCAUCGCGAACAAGCUCGGCGGCGUCGUCCAGUCCGUCAAGAAGGCGGCGAAGGACGCGGUCAAGGAGCGCGGCGAGCAGUGGAUCUCGACGCUGCUGGACAACUUCUUCAACCAGCAGCGGCGCAACAACACCUUCGACCCGCAGAUGCCCGAGUGGAUCCGCUGGCGCAUGCAGCUCGUCUGGGACAACAUCAUCCCCGACGUCAAGCUCGAGAUCAUGCACCUCCUCACGAACAUCGAGAGCCGCAUCGGCCUCGUCGCCGUGCGCCGGGGGUCGGCCCUCGCGGCCAAGCUCGACGAGGAGAUGGACCUCAUGCCCCACGGCUUCUGGGCGCGCAAGCGCGCGUUCCUCCUCUACAAGAUGUCGCCCUACGACCGGUCGUUCUGGACGCGCAUGCGCGACCCCUGGCACUGGAUCAUCACGGUCUUCAAGGCGCUGCCGGCGACGCAGGCCUUCUCCUUCACGCUCUACCUCUGCCUCAUCGACAAGAAGGACGACUUCCAGCUGAACGAGUUCAUCAUGCAGGCCAAGGGCUUCCAGUUCCUCACGUCCGGCUGCUUCACGAUGAUCAUGUACAGCCUGCGCCUCGCCGCGUGCACGGUGCUCGUGUCGCCGAACUCGGCGACGGAGUGCCAGACCAUCUACAAGGGCUCCAUCAACUCGGUCAUCGGCUUCUUCGGCGUCGAGGCGCCCUGGCUCAUCGACCUCGCGUCCUACGUGUGGACGAUCGCCGCGAACAUCUCGCUGUCGUGGAUCGCGCUCUCGCUGAUGGACAAGUCCGUGCCCAAGGGCGCGGAGCAGCGCCGCGAGAAGGACCUCAUCGGCCAGGUCGUCGCCUGGAAGGAGAAGGACGCGCCGCCGCCGCCGGCCGCCGCCGCGAGCCCCGACGCCGCGGCGGCGGCGCCGGACGACCCGCGGAAGGACCUGGGCCGCGUGCAGACGUCGAAGAACGUGCUCGGCGCCAUGUCGUCGGCGGCGACCAUGGUCACCGAGGCGGCGUCGACGGCCGUCGACAUCGCGACCAAGUCCGGCAAGCGGUGGGGCACGCACAAGGGCACGGUCGUCGCGUACGACGAGAAGGAGGACUUCCACACCAUCGAGGUCGAGGUCGGCGACGGCCUCACGGUGACGCGCGCCGUCAUGCUCCACAAGCUGCCGUAUAUCAUGCUCCGCCCCUUUGGCAAGAACCACCUCAAGAAUCUGCUCUACUGGGACGGCGCGUGCGCGAUCAUCUGCGCCGUGCUCAUCGUCGGCGCCUUCGUCUGCCUCCACGUGGGCUCGCCCCUCUCGCCGGGCGGCGGCGAGGGGUCCCUCGAGACCUGGCAGGUCAUGGCGGGCCUCUUCUGGUUCCGCUGCCUCUAUUCCAUCACGACGGUGCCCUUCCUCCUCGCGCGCAUCCCCGUCGUCGACAAGAUCCUCGGCCACCACCGCCCGACGGCCUACACGCGCUACGGCAAGUGCGUCCCCAAGCGCAAGCUCUGGCCCUGGUACCCCAUGCCCCCCGAGGAGCGCGCGCGCGCGUCGAGCGGCGCGGACUCCGCGGCCGCCGCGGCCGACGCGGCCGGGUCGCCCUCCAAGGGCCUCGCCUAG
This is a messenger RNA of Aureococcus anophagefferens, 2139 nucleotides long. RefSeq lists its product as hypothetical. The coding region runs from base 1 to 2139 and encodes 712 amino acids. The record is from RefSeq and is a predicted model, not a curated record. The transcript has a single exon. NCBI's taxonomy places the organism in Eukaryota, Pelagophyceae, Pelagomonadales, Pelagomonadaceae.